Phalacrocorax carbo (great cormorant) is the source of this 2474-nucleotide messenger RNA. The record is from RefSeq and is a predicted model, not a curated record. NCBI's taxonomy places the organism in Eukaryota, Metazoa, Chordata, Aves, Suliformes, Phalacrocoracidae.
GCCCAAACAGCGUCAUGGGAAUUGUUUGGAAAAAACAUCCCCUGGCUCAUGUCCCUGGCAGAAUUGGCAGUAUCCUCACCACCCAAGAGAUUGUCUCUUAAAAUCCUGGUCCAAACUUUAGUGCAUCUGUGGAUGAGAGAGCGUGCUGACUAAGCCCAUUACAUUGAGGAGAUGGUUCUGCUGGUGGCAAUAGCAGAAGUGCUGCUGGUCCUCGGUUUGGCUGUGGAGUCAGACUCUCUCUGCUCACCCACCACGUUUUACAAAAACUGCUGGAUCCGACGCUUCCCAGGUCUUCUGAUUGACCUGCAGGAAUCACAGAAGAGGGGAGCCCAGGUGCUGAAGAUUUAUGCAGAAGUCUCACCCCAACAGUGCAGCAGAACCUGCUGCCUUCUGAGGAAUGUUUCCUGCAAUCUGGCAGUGUUCUACCAUGGAGCUAUUCAUGAGAAUAUGAAUUGCCUACACGUGUCUUGCCCAGCAUUGGAAAGUUGUAUACUAAAGGCUAGAAUCAAUGUCAUUUUGUACAACAUCACAACAGGGAUUGAUCCAGAUCUUCUUAUUUUUGAAAAACUGACAUCCAGAGAGUCAAAUACUCACUCCUCACUGAAUACAUUUGAAAGGCAAAAGAGCACAAAGGCCACCAAGUGGGAAAGAUGCCAGAGUCAUAAUGCCACGCCAAGUUCUCUUCUACUCCAAGCUCCAUCUUCUACCGCUAGUCACAGCUUAACAGCAAACACUUAUACCUCCAGUACAAGCCUGAUGGUCAAAAAAACUGAAAUUACCACUUAUUCCAGGGCAGAAACUUUUCCACUGGAUGAUCGUUUUGCUAAGAGGACAAGCAUAACUUCAGUAAGCACUAGGUCAAUCACCAGCUCAGACAAAAAGACUGUACCCUCAACUUUGAUUUCCAAGUCUGCUGAGGUAUUAUCCCACAUGCCCACUCCUCCUCAUCUAAACAGCAGUAAACACUUAAAUGAAACCAAAGGCUAUAGUGGUAGGAAUUAUACUUCAGAUAAUGAGGCACCUGCAUGGGAAGCUGCAGCUUUGGGGGUCUCGUUGAUUCCUGUUGUUCUUUGCUCUUCUCUCAUCUUCCUUUGCUGUUGUACUGUUGCUUUCACAGCAGGGCGUUGCAGAAAUAGGAAAGGUCAGUAUAAGCCCAUAAGGAGAAGAAGAACAGUGUUGAGACAAUUCAUAAAAUACACUACUGUUAAAGAUAAUUUGUAAAAUAUUGUCACCAUCCUUGUUUCGGAACAAACAGCUUUUUAAAAAUGAGUUAUAUAUACCAGCUCGUUUCUUUUAUAGAAUCAAAGAUAAUUUUUUCACUGAUGGUUUCAGAAUCUUUCAAUUUUAAUUUAAUUCUCAACAGAUGAAACACAAUUCCCCUCUUUGGGUAAGAAGUACACACUUAUAGCUCCCACUGCAUGCUUAGAGGUGUUAGAGCACAUUUUGGUUCAUAAUCUGACCCAGACUAAUGCCUAACAAACAGUAUACACUUCCCCUAAUUUAAGAGCAGAUUCACUGCAGCUGUACAUAUUCUUUCCUGGCUUUGAACUCACUUGAGAAAAUUAAGUGUAAGUGCAAUCAGUAAAACUGACUGAAAGUUUAGAGUAUCAUAAAAGCAUUUAACUCUAAUCAUCCUUUAAUUGCCUCAGAUGUAGUUGUUUCCAUAAAAACUGACGUUUUUCCCCAUUUAUCCCUAAUACUGAGACAAAACAAUUUUGCCAGCACUCUUUACUUCUUCAAAGAAAAACACCAAAACCAACCCAAGUCGCCAAAACUGCUGAAUUCCACUAACUCAUACCCAAAUUUCUGAUCAUUCAAUCUUUAUGCUUUACUUUCCCCCCACUUCUCACUUCACUUUUCCAAUAACAAUAAUUUCAAAUGUUUUUCAAGCCCCUCCAGAAGCACCUUCAGACUUUGGCUGCUUUUGUAAACUUACUUGCUCUGCAAUGCAUUGACAAAUCCAUUCUGCUACUGGCUAAAGAAAACACAAACAUGGCUAACGUUUCUUCAUGCCUUGCAGUUAGCAUCGAUCUGCGUCGUCCACCUUGACUUGCUUUUUCUUGCCUACUCAUAUUUAUCCUUUACGUCAUCAGCUUUUUAAAAUUUGAACAGUCAUUUAAUGUAUGUUGCACAGGAAUAGACAAAAUGUUUUGAAAACUUUAGGAGUUAGCUUUAUAAUAAAAAAUCCUUUUCUUUGUUUCCUCAUCCUGUAUACUCUAUUCAUAAAAGUGCUCCGCCUGAACAUAAAUCAAGCCACUAGAUCAACAAGGUAACAAGGUAUGUCCUUGCCUUACCUUACUCAGGAAGUCUGCUUAGUAAAGCAAACAUUUUCAACAGUAACCGGGGUUGUUCUUCUUCUUUUAAACCUGUGGACGUCUCAAGAGUUUCUAGUUUUCUUCACUUGCUGUAAGAAGUUUCUAUCUCCCAGACAAGUGUAAAUGUUAUAAAAGGAAACAAUAACAAAUAAAACUGAU